Torulaspora globosa is the source of this 1179-nucleotide messenger RNA. RefSeq names its product H(+)-transporting V1 sector ATPase subunit C (gene VMA5). NCBI's taxonomy places the organism in Eukaryota, Fungi, Ascomycota, Saccharomycetes, Saccharomycetales, Saccharomycetaceae. Gene Ontology annotation, molecular function: proton-transporting ATPase activity, rotational mechanism. Bases 1 to 1179 code for a protein of 392 amino acids. The transcript has a single exon. Gene Ontology annotation, cellular component: vacuolar proton-transporting V-type ATPase, V1 domain. Gene Ontology annotation, biological process: proton transmembrane transport. The record is from RefSeq and is a predicted model, not a curated record.
AUGUCCACUGCUUUGUAUACUGCGAACGAUUUUAUCCUUCUUUCGCUGCCUGAGAAGACGAAACCCGCAAACUCGCCUAACUCAAGUGCCGAUGCCUGGCUGCAGGAGGGAUUGAUUGGCGGCAGAGCGUUUGUUUCCGACUUUAAAAUACCAGAGUUCAAAAUUGGGUCUUUGGAUAGCUUGAUAGUGGAAUCUGAAGAGUUAGCAAAGUAUGACAGUCAGAUCGGUGGAUCGAUCGCUAAAAUUGUGGAAAUUCUAGGCGGAUUAUCCCAGGCGAACACUAAUGCCUACAGGACGGUUCCUAUAAACAAUGUUCCAGUGCCAGAAUACUUGGAGAACUUCCAAUGGCAAACGCGAAAGUUCAAGCUGGAUAGCAGCAUCAAAGAAUUAAUGGAGCUUAUAUCGAGCGAAGCGGCUCAGUUGGAUGCAGACGUGAGGGCGACUUACGCAAACUACAACAAUGCUAAAACUAGCCUUGCAGCUGCAGAAAGAAAGAAGACUGGAGAUUUAUCUGUGAAAUCAUUGCAUGACGUUGUGAAACCGGAAGAUUUCAUUAUGAACUCCGAAUACUUGACCACACUUCUGAUUGCAGUUCCCAAAAGUUUGAAAUCUGACUUUGAAAAAUCGUAUGAGACCCUGGCCAACAACGUGGUUCCAGGGUCGGCAGGUAUCAUCUCUCAGGAUUCGGAGUACAUACUCUACAACGUCCAUUUGUUCAAGAAGAGCGUCCAAGAGUUCUCUGCCAAGGCUAGGGAGAGAAAAUUCAUCCCCCGCGAGUUCAAUUACUCGGAAGAGUUGAUCGAUCAAUUGAAAAGGGAACAUGACUCGGCAGCUAGUCUCGAGCAGUCCCUUCGUGUCCAGCUGGUUAGACUGGCCAAGACAGCAUACGCUGAUUGCUUCAUCAAUUGGUUCCACAUCAAGGCACUGCGUGUUUACGUUGAGUCCGUACUACGUUACGGCUUGCCUCCUCAUUUCAAUACUAAAAUCAUAGCUGUGCCACCAAAGAACUUGUCCAAAUGCAAGGCUGAACUCAUUGAAGCGUUCGGUUUCUUAAGCGGAAAUGCCUUUACAAGAGAUAAACAGGGCAAAAUCGUCAAGCAAGAUUCCAGUUUGCAUCAGUAUGCGCAACUGGUUGAUACUGAAUAUGAGCCAUUUGUUAUUUACGUUAUUAACUUGUAG